Messenger RNA from Acanthosepion pharaonis, 528 nucleotides. Lineage: Eukaryota; Metazoa; Mollusca; Cephalopoda; Sepiida; Sepiidae. The record is from the annotation of a GenBank genome assembly.
AUGAUAUAUGCCUUAAUUACCUCCCUUGCUUCUCCUUCAUCAAUUUUUUUUUCUACGGUGUUUUUCUUACUUAAGCCCAACCGCAACUCUCUCUUGUCUGUGCUUAUUUUUUUUUUCUCGUUCCAUAUCUCUGGCCUCAUUAACUUAUCAAUUAUAGCCUCAACCCCGAGAGACGCACUUUCUUAUUUCUUUCUAUCUCUGAGAUCACCCGUUCCUUGCUUGCUCAUUUUUUUUGUUUUCAUUAUAUUUCCUCCAUUCUUUUCAACGCUUCCUCCGCUGCCUGAUAUUUUAGAACACCUACUCGAGACCAACUGGAUCUCUCUUUCACUAAGAACUCCUAUUCGAGACAGACUGGAUUCCUCUCUCACUAAGAACACCUACUCGACAGAUUUGAUUCCUCUCUCACUAAGAACUCCUACUCGAGACAGACUGGAUCCCUCUCUCACUAAGAACACCUUCUCGAGACUGACUGGAUCCCUCUCUUACAAAAACACCUACUCGAGACAGACUGGAUCCCUCUCUUACUAA